AUGUCACCGGCUCAGUGGAGCUCCAGCAUCCUUCCUUACAGAGACAGGGAGACAACAGAGCCAUUUUGACCGCGUUUGGAGUGAGAAGAAGCGGCCGAGCAGUCACAACAACCGAGCAGCCAGUGUUCCAGCAGCGCAGGGAGGAACAGGAGGGAGGGUCGGAGGGUGAAAGACUCGCUCGUCCUCUGCUCGUCCCGUUUUCAUGGAGAGGAGAGGCUGUUAGCUGGGGGCAGAGCCAGACCCGGAGGAGACCAGAGGAGGUGGAAGGAUAUUAAAAACCAAGACAAGCACGACAAACACGGUUUGUGCAUAGGAGCAGGACGCGUCUGGCCCUGCGGAGACCUGAAGAAGGCACCCCGAGGUGCUAGGAAGACAGCACCAUGGCAGGGGCCUCUGUGAAGGUGGCGGUGCGUGUCCGCCCCUUCAAUUCAAGGGAGAUCGGAAAAGAUAGCAAAUGCAUCAUUCAGAUGACUGGAAACACCACCACCAUCAUCAACCCCAAGCAGGCCAAAGACAACAAGAGCUUCAACUUUGAUUACUCCUACUGGUCCCACACCACGCCCGAGGAUGCCAACUAUGCCUCUCAGAUGCUGGUGUACAAAGACAUCGGAGAGGAGAUGCUGCUGCACGCCUUUGAGGGCUACAACGUCUGCAUAUUUGCUUACGGUCAGACGGGUGCUGGAAAGUCCUACACCAUGAUGGGGAAACAGGAUGUCAAGGAUCAACAAGGAAUCAUCCCCCUGCUGUGUGAAGAUCUUUUUACAAAAAUCAAUGACAACAUGGACAACAGCAUGUCUUACUCUGUGGAGGUAAGCUACAUGGAAAUCUACUGUGAGCGUGUGCGGGACUUACUGAAUCCUAAAAACAAAGGGAACCUCCGUGUACGAGAGCAUCCUCUGAUGGGACCUUAUGUGGAGGAUCUGUCUAAGCUGGCUGUCACCUCCUACAACGACAUCUCAGACCUGAUGGACUCUGGAAACAAGGCCAGGACUGUGGCUGCCACCAACAUGAACGAGACAAGCAGUCGUUCGCACGCCGUGUUCAACAUCAUAUUCACUCAGAAACGCCACGAUGCUGAGAGUGAUAACACCUCUGAGAAGGUUAGCAAAAUAAGUUUGGUAGAUUUGGCCGGCAGUGAGAGGGCAGAUUCGACUGGAGCUAAAGGCACCAGACUCAAGGAAGGAGCAAACAUCAACAAAUCUCUAACCACACUGGGGAAAGUCAUCUCUGCUCUUGCAGAAGUGGACUCGGGGUCAAAUAAGAAUAAAAAGAAGAAGAAAGUGGAAAGCCACAUCCCCUAUAGAGAUUCAGUCUUGACCUGGCUGCUCAGAGAAAAUCUGGGGGGUAAUUCUCGUACUGCGAUGGUAGCUGCACUCAGUCCAGCAGACAUCAACUAUGAUGAGACCCUCAGCACACUCAGGUACGCAGACAGAGCCAAACAGAUUCGCUGUAACGCCGUGAUCAAUGAGGAUCCCAACAACCGAUUAGUGCGGGAGCUGAAGGAGGAGGUGUCCCGUCUGAAAGAGCUCCUCUACGCCCAGGGCCUGGGUGACAUCAUUGAGAUGACCAAUGCAAUGACGGGGAUGAGUCCCUCUCCGUCUCUCUCAGCCCUGUCCAGCCGAGUCGGAUCCAUCGCCAGCCUGCACGACCGCAUCAUGUUCAGCCCUGGCAGCGAGGAGGCCAUCGAGAGGCUGAAGGAAACAGAGAAAAUAAUUGCUGAGCUCAAUGAGACCUGGGAGGAGAAACUUCGCAGAACAGAAGCAAUUAGAAUGGAAAGAGAGGCCUUGCUGGCUGAAAUGGGUGUAGCAAUGCGAGAAGAUGGUGGGACUGUUGGUGUUUUCUCUCCUAAGAAGACGCCUCAUCUGGUGAACCUGAACGAGGAUCCUCUGAUGUCUGAAUGUCUGCUGUACUACAUUAAAGAUGGAAUAACCAGGGUGGGUCGUUUGGACGCCAGCAGUCGUCAGGACAUCGUCCUCAGCGGCCACUUCAUCAAAGAUGAGCACUGCACUUUUACCAGCUCUACUGGUCCACUAGGAGAGACUGUCGUCCUGGAGCCGUGUGAAGGAGCAGAGACGUAUGUGAACGGAAAGAGAGUGACGGAGGCCACUGUCCUGAAAUCAGGCAAUCGCAUCAUCCUGGGAAAGAGCCAUGUGUUCCGGUUCAACCACCCGGUGCAGGCGAGAGCAGAGAGGGAGAGGACCCCAUGUGCUGAAACUCCCUCUGAGCCUGUGGACUGGGCCUUCGCUCAGAGGGAGCUGCUGGAUAAACAGGGCAUCGACAUGAAACAGGAAAUGGAAUCAAGGCUGCAGGAGUUGGAGGACCAGUAUCGCAAAGAAAGGGAGGAGGCCAACAACCUUCUGGAGCAGCAGAGACUGGAUUAUGAGAGUAAGCUUGAGGCCCUUCAGAAGCAAGUGGACCGUUACUAUCCAGAAGCCACUGAAGAAGAGGAGGAGCCAGAGGAGGAAGUGCAAUGGACAGAGAGGGAGAGAGAGAUGGCUGUGUGGAGCUUUCGUAAGUGGCGGAGCUACCAGUUCACCUCUCUGCGUGAUCUGUUGUGGGGGAACGCCAUCUUCCUCAAGGAGGCUAACGCCAUCAGUGUGGAACUCAAGAAGAAGGUCCAGUUCCAGUUCACCCUGCUCACAGACACCCUGUACUCCCCACUGCCUCCAGACCUGCUGCCCGCGGAGGUCACCAAAGACAGAGAUAUGCGACACUUCCCGCGCACCAUUGUGGCCGUGGAGGUGCAGGAUCAGAAAAAUGGAGCCACUCACUACUGGACAUUAGAAAAGCUAAGGCAGAGGCUCGAUCUCAUGAGAGACAUGUAUGACCGCGCUGCUGAUGUGCCCAACAACACCUCUGAAGACUGUGAAAAUGUGAUGACGGGUGGAGACCCCUUUUACGACCGCUUCCCCUGGUUCCGUCUGGUUGGCAGAGCUUUUGUUUAUCUGAGUAACCUGCUGUAUCCGGUUCCUCUCGUCCACCGUGUCGCGAUCGUCAGUGAAAAAGGAGAGGUGAAGGGCUUCCUCAGAGUGGCGGUGCAGGCUAUAUCAGCGGAUGAGGAAGCUCCUGACUACGGCUCAGGAGUGAGGCAGUCCGGCACUGCCAAGAUCUCAUUUGAGGAUCAGCAAUAUGAAAAGUUCCAGUCUGAGACAACUUGUGUAGGUCUGUCUCGUACGGGGGUCUCCCAGGAGGAGCUCCGUAUCGUGGAGGGUGAGGGGCAGAGUGCAGAAAUGGGACCCUCAGCUGAUGAGGUCAACAACAACACAUCCGGCGCAGACGAGCCGGAGAAUCCUCUGAAGGCCGCUCUGGACGGUGCGACUGAGACCGCUCUGGAGCAUCUGAAGCUCGGUAAUAUAUUCACCUUCAGGGUGACCGUCCUGCAGGCGUCCAGCAUCUCUGCAGAAUAUGCUGAUAUCUUCUGCCAGUUCAACUUCAUCCAUCGCCAUGAUGAGGCCUUCUCUACUGAGCCUCUAAAAAACACCGGCCGGGGCCCCCCUCUCGGCUUCUACCACGUGCAGAAUAUUGCUGUUGAUGUUACAAAGUCCUUUGUUGACUACAUCAAGACUCAGCCCAUCGUGUUUGAGGUGUUCGGACACUAUCAGAAACAGCCGUUUCUUCCUCUUUGCAAAGAUGUCUUGAGUCCACUUCGUCCCUGCAGAAGACAGUUCCCUCGAGUGAUGCCUCUGUCCAAACCAGUACCUGCCACCAAGCUGACAGCCAUGACCCGCCCCCAGGCCGGACCCUGCCACUGCAAAUACGAUCUCAUGGUGUUCUUUGAGAUCUGUGAGCUGGAGGCCAAUGGAGACUACAUCCCUGCAGUGGUGGACCACAGAGGAGGAAUGCCUUGCCAUGGCAUGUUCCUACUGCACCAGGGUCUCCAGAGGAGAAUCACAGUCACCAUCGUCCACGAGUCAGGAGGAGACAUGGAGUGGAGGGACAUCCGUGAGCUCGUUGUUGGACGUCUCAGAAACACUCCUGAAGCAGACGACACCAUCAUCGACCCCAAUAUUCUCUCUCUCAACAUCCUGUCUGCUGGGUAUGUCAGACCCUUGCAGGAUGACCGACAGUUUCUUGAUUCGGACAUGCCUAGGACUUUCUACCGCUUCGAGGCUGCCUGGGAUAGCUCCAUGCACAACUCCCUGCUGCUUAACCGAGUCACUCCGUACGGGGAGAAGAUCUUCAUGACCCUCUCUGCCUACUUGGAGAUGGAGAACUGCACUCAGCCUGCAGUCAUAACCAAAGAUAUCUGCAUGGUGUUUUACUCUCGAGACACAAAGCUCUCAGCCUCGCGCUCCAUCCGCAACCUCUUUGGUACUGGAAGCCUCAGAGCGGCAGAUGGAAACCGUGUGACUGGAGUGUACGAGGUCAGUCUGUGUAACCUGGCAGACGCGGGCAGCCCAGGUAUGCAGAGGAGACGCAGGCGGGUGCUGGACACCUCAGUGGCCUACGUCCGUGGAGAGGAGAACCUGGCCGGGUGGAGGCCCAGGAGUGACAGCCUCAUUCUGGAUCACCAGUGGGAGCUAGAGAAACUCAGCCUCCUACAAGAUGUGGAGAAGACCAAACAUUAUCUCCUGCUGAGGGAGAAACUGGAGUCCACGCUGCUCAUGAGCCAGGAGACCCUGCUGACUUGUGUCACUGAGGAGCUGAGCGAGUCUCCUCAGCCCCACGAGGUCGAGCAGGAGGUCAGCUCCGGCACCGAAAUCACCACCGAGAGGCAGAGAGAGCUCGCUGCUAAGUGUUUGCGGCUGCUCACUCACUCCUUUAACCGAGACUACAGUCAUGUGUGUAUCAGCGCCAGUGAAAGCAAGAUUUCAGAGAUGUCAGUCACAACGCUAAGAGACUCCACUUCAAUUUCAGCUCUUAACACAAUCAUACCCUCCACGACAUGCCCGUCACUUGUUGAGGGUUGCUACAGCAAUGCUGAACUCAGACCCCCUAUGCCUCGCUCUCAUGCUGUCAGUCCCAUCCCUGAAAAACAGCAGGAAGCAGAAGCUAAGAAGUCCGUCAACGGAGCCUCUGACGCCAAACCCAGGAUCCGCAGAUUUGUCCCAGAUAUUCAGGAGAUUAGAGUCAGCCCCAUUGUGUCAAAGAAGGGUUACAUACAUUUCUUGGAGCCACACACAAACGGAUGGGUGAAGCGCUAUGUGGUUGUGCGGCGGCCGUACGUCUACAUCUACAACACAGAGAGAGACACGGUGGAGCGGGCCAUCCUCAACCUCUCCUCUGCCCAGGUGGAGUACAGUGAGGACCAGCAGGCAAUGCUGAAGACCCCGAACACAUUUGCCGUGUGUACAGAGCAUCGUGGAAUACUGCUUCAAGCCACAAACGACAAAGAGAUGCAUGACUGGCUGUACGCGUUUAAUCCUCUCCUCGCUGGAACGAUCAGGUCAAAGCUGUCGAGAAGACGAGCCGGGCAGAUGAGGAUGUGAAACAAAGACUAAGAUGUACAUAGAUCCCUGUCCUUAUCCCUCCCCAUGUGCUGAGCCCCAUCCCUCUAAACACAGUCACAAACAACCAUCUUCCCCUGUACGUCCUCAGUUUAUCACUAGUGUCCUCGGCACCUAAAGCGCCCAUUUCGUGUCAGACCUUUGCUGCGGUGUGAGUCUCGUAGUCUGAAGAACCUCUUCUGUCACUGUACUGUACUGGAGUUUAAUCAUAGCUGGACGAAGGAAGAAAAAGAAGAAAGUAGCAUCAGUUUCUUAACUCUGAUUACAAAACGUGUGGUACUGUACUGUAGUUGUUGUAAGUGACACAUCAAGCCUUAUACAUUUAUUCCUUAAAAAAAUGCAGUGACAUUUAUUUUGACCUAAAGCUGCCAUGUCAGUGGGGAUCACACUGCUACAUUUGCAUCAGUAAAUAGACGAACAUGCAAAUUCUUCUCUACUCUACUCUACAGCUAUAUAUACAGUGUCUAAACUGGUUUGCAUACAGCUAAAAAUACAUGCUCGUAGAUUUAAAAAAAAAAAGACAGCUGAGUGUAACUCUUUAGAAUAAUCUCUUUUCUUUGUGGUCCAUAAAUCCUGACAUUGAGUAAUCUGCCUCUUGUUCCUAAAACUUCUUAGAAACUUUAGCACACACAGCCUGGCAAAGGGAAUGGCGUUAUCAUCAUAGACUUCAUGUUCUUGUGGCAUUUUGAUCAUUUCAUGUAGUUUUAGCGACUCGUAGGAGCACCAAGGGUAUCUGCAUUCGCACACACUAGGUAAUCAAGUAUCAUCACCCUUAAUCCUGUCGAUUUAAUCUCAAUCUCUACAUGAAUUUCCUUUAAAAUGUGAUAUAUUUAGAUAUUUAACAGCUUUUAUUAUUUAUUUCUGCAUGUAUUUAUUUACAAAGACAUUUAUAUUUCUAAAAAAGUAGUACCGUGCAAUUUCUGCACACUGCACUUUUUAAUAUGAGUUCCAUAAAUAUCUGAAUAAUACAACCGUGUCCCCUCGUAGUCUAUGCUAUUUAAACGAUGUAAUGAUUUAUGAUUGGCUGCUUUCUUUGUGCUGAAGAUUACUUGAAUAAACCUAUCCCCUUUAAGAGUAGGAUAGUGAGACCUAACCAUUGCCCCUACUAACACACAUCAUUAGGUAGAGAAUACUAAGGUGGUUUGCACAAAGUUAAGGGAUCAAAAGUUGAAACUUUUCUCACAGUACAGAAGAAGAAACUGUUUUUCUGAAUGCUAUGUAUAUUGAUUAUUGUAGUGCCUCUCUUUUCAGUCAUACUGUACAGUAUGCCUCUGCACCAGUUGCUUUGAAACAACAUCCUUCAUGCUGCUAUCAUACUUUCUGGAAGUGUCUGCAGAUCAUUUCUCAUCACCUUCCUGAUUUUAUAAUCAUCACCAACAUAUUCAGAUGUGAAAGGUAUUAAAUUAUGUUCAAAUCUAACACACACAUGAAGCGUUCUCUAUGCUUGAGUCAUAAAACAUGUGAACUUCAUGUUGACACAUUAGGAUACCCUACACUUACAUAGUUAAGGAUUGCCAGAGAGCAAAAUAAUGUCUUGCUUUGAACUGAAAAGAUUUAAAAGUGAAGGUUAAGGUUACACGGCUGUCCAUAUGAAAAUAAUCUGUGUAUUUUGUACAGCAUUUCAUUCAAUUAAGCUCUGAUCUGUAAAGUAAGUGUCUUUAAAAAGUAGGGAUGAAUAAAGCUUGUGAGAUGUUGUGUUAAACCUGUGAGUUUGAUGAACGAACAUGCCUCAGGUCAGCCAGCCUUGAGAGUUCCACUUACAGACAGGUGCAUGCACGACAUCUCCAAGCAUUAAAGUGUUGCACAGAGCAAAAAUAAUGUGUUUUUAUUCAUUUGAUGUAAUACCACGUCAAAUUUAGAAACAUCAAUUCAGCAGGUUUUGUCAUUAAUGCUGCAGCUGCGUUUAUCCUGUUAUUUGAAAGUAUUCUGUGUUUUGGACUCCUAUCCAGAAGGCAAACAGCAGAUCUGUGUGCAGCUGUUGCUAGACUGUAUAACUGGAUGAAUAAUUAAUAUCAUGAUCAAAGUCUGCCUCAGACUUUCUCAGCAGAGCUUCAGUUAUGUUUGAUCCAGCUAUUGCGUCAUAUUUGAAGGAAUACCAUGUUGUACUGUACAUGACACUGUCUCAGCACUCGUUUCAUUUCAAACCCAGUCUUCAAAUGUGAGACAGGAUCUUUGUGUUGGGAUUGUUCCUCUUGUCUUCUUUGGGCCUUUAUAUGUGCGUCACGUUUGAGCCAACCAAAGUUUUGUUGGCAUAGUCACAAAUAAUCACACUGAAUGUACACUGAUAUUUGGAAAUACUUGUUCUACCGGAGCGGUUGUGUUGAUUUGUCCUCUGGUUUCACAGUGUGGUUCCUUAAUGAUUGUAGGUCAGUGAUUAUCAGGGAACCAAAAGGAACUUAAAGAAUAUAUCUGUAUCAAUCUGUAAUAAAGGGGUUGGCUCAUUUUGGCCCUGCUAGGCAUCGUGUCAAGCACAGAGUGAUGCUGUAGGUUACAUAUCUCACAAACUCCACUUUCAUUUCAGUAUCUACCUUCACCAUCAUGCUCUGAAAGCCUUCACAAAAUGUACUUUUUCUAAUCCCUUUGAAGAAAUAUCAUUUACACUUUUGUGCUUCCAUAUCUAACCUUCUUUUUCUUUCUUUUCGUUUUUGUUUUGCACUAUCAAAUUGCACCGGUACAUUUUUCUUUCUUUUUCAAGUUAUUUUGCAUUGUAUAUAAACAUGAUUGCUGUGAACAGUGUAUUAUAAAGUUGCACCCAUUUGCAAAAUCUGAAAUGGGCAGUAGUUCAGUCGGUGUCUCUGAGUGUUGGAGUUAAGCGUCAAAUGUUUGUGUACACUAAACACAUUGUCAUAUAAGAAAUAAACAUUGAGAUUAUGCAACACAAAGAAA
This is a messenger RNA of Notolabrus celidotus (New Zealand spotty), 8333 nucleotides long. It is a transcript of the gene kif1aa, whose product is annotated as kinesin family member 1Aa. Gene Ontology annotation, biological process: microtubule-based movement. The record is from RefSeq and is a predicted model, not a curated record. Lineage: Eukaryota; Metazoa; Chordata; Actinopteri; Labriformes; Labridae. The coding region runs from base 381 to 5429 and encodes 1682 amino acids. The transcript is spliced from 48 exons. Gene Ontology annotation, molecular function: microtubule binding; ATP binding; microtubule motor activity.